Molecule: messenger RNA, 1025 nt
Organism: Erythranthe guttata (spotted monkey flower)
Lineage: Eukaryota; Viridiplantae; Streptophyta; Magnoliopsida; Lamiales; Phrymaceae
Product: protein LURP-one-related 15
Source: RefSeq, a predicted model, not a curated record
AAAUAAAGAACCGCGUCUGCAAUCAUUUAUUAGAACCGACCAUUUCGAUUUCAUCUGCGCAUAAAUCACCACAAGUACAACCUAAAUGUCAAAGCAUUGAAAGUUAGAGAAAAAAUCUGUGUGAAGAAAAGGAAAGAAAAGAAAAAAGCUGACAUACAUUGUGCUUGAAUCAACAAUGGCGACCGGAGCGAGCUAUCCGGCGGCGGCGAGUCCGGUGGUUGUGGUGGCCCCGCAUUUCUGCGUUGGUCACCCCGUCGAUCUCACUAUAGUUCGGAAGAUGAUGACUUUGUCAGAAGGAACUUUCGGAGUCACUGAUGUUGAUGGCAACUUAAUGUUCAAAGCCCAAGGCAAAAUCUUCAGCCUCCAUGACCGGCGAGUCCUGCUUGAUGCUGCCGGAACCCCUCUCAUCACUUACAAGGAAAAGCUAAUGUCUGCACAUAGAAGAUGGGAAGUUUUCAGAGGAGAGAGCACAGAUGAAAAGGAUAUGCUUUUCAGUGUGAGGAAGUCGUCGUUGUUUCAAAUGAAGACCAAGUUACAUGUGUUCAUGGCUUCCAACACAAGCGAAGAUAUUUGCGACUUCAGGAUCGAAGGCAACUGGUUCGAGAGUAAAUGCGCCAUUUAUGCUGGAAACUCCAAUAAUAUCAUUGCUCAGAUGCACAGGAAUCAUAGUGCAAAAAGUAUUCUACUCGGGAAAGAUAACUUUGGGGUGACUGUGUAUCCUAAUGUAGAUUACGCCUUCAUCGUUUCGUUAGUCGUAAUCCUUGAGGAAAUUAACACGGACAGAAACGAGAGUUGAAAGUCUGUAAUUGAUGAGUUUGCCUUUUGAAAUAACAAGUCCUUGGAGCCUUUGUUUUGAUUUGUUUGGAUGCAAUUCAUUUGCUAUAUUGUUGUAUUUAUUUUACCUUAAUAUGUUGUUUUGAUUUUAAAAGGGCUGUGUGGUUUGUAAUUUAUGUACUAUGUAUGUUCUUGUUGUAUUUUAAAUUGUAAUUAUGGAUUUGAUUAAUAAAGUUUCUGGCUUGGCCUUG